AUGAGUACUGCUAAGAGAAAAUGUUUCUUUAGGCUUUUAAAGCUCGAAGGAAUAGUUUUUCUUAGUAAUUAUCAUCAAGCCACAAACUCUGUGCUUAAUAAUAUUGCAGAUAGACUUGAAGCUCUUGAUCUCUUUAACUCUAUACAAGUUGAUGAGUUUUUGGAAAUUGCCAAAGAAAAAAUUGUUUAUAAAGUUUCUUCAAAUGAUCAAAUUAUUACAGAGCUUGUUGAAACAUUUAGAACUAAUAAUCUACUUAUUACUAACUUGAAAGAUAUAGAUAAUAGCUUUGAAAUCUCUGUG
Molecule: messenger RNA, 300 nt
Organism: Dentiscutata erythropus
Lineage: Eukaryota; Fungi; Glomeromycota; Glomeromycetes; Diversisporales; Gigasporaceae
Source: the annotation of a GenBank genome assembly